Messenger RNA from Chlorella variabilis, 3663 nucleotides. RefSeq lists its product as hypothetical. Gene Ontology annotation, biological process: regulation of transcription by RNA polymerase II. Gene Ontology annotation, cellular component: nucleus. The transcript is spliced from 19 exons. Gene Ontology annotation, molecular function: protein binding; DNA-binding transcription factor activity, RNA polymerase II-specific. Bases 1 to 3663 code for a protein of 1220 amino acids. Lineage: Eukaryota; Viridiplantae; Chlorophyta; Trebouxiophyceae; Chlorellales; Chlorellaceae. The record is from RefSeq and is a predicted model, not a curated record.
AUGCCGGGCGGGAUCGCGUCGCACUGGGUGCCCACCCCACAGCGGCGGGUGCUACUUGAGCACGCCGCCUUCAUUUAUGCCUUUGGGAACACCAAGCACACCAGCCUGUUCCGCGAUAACCAGCAGCAGGCCUGCAAGCUUCUGCUCCUGGGCUUUGGCGACGUGCGGCAUGUGCUGGCCACGGCCGCCGCCUGCGCUGCCCAGCCCGCCACCAAGUGCCGGCGGCUGACUUUCCACCUCAACGACAUUGGCCCGCUCAACGUGGCACGGGGCAUCCUGCUGCUGCACCUGGCGGACAGCAUCGAUCCCGGCGUGCCGGAGGACCUGGACUUCUUCUGGGGUGUGGCCUACUGCCUUCAGCUGCCAGGCGAGCACGCCGAGCGGCUGGCGGCCGCCGUGCGGCACCUGCUGGCGCAGCGCGGCAGCUGGACGCAGCGAUUUGGGGACGCGGGCGAGGCACGGCGCAUCGAGCGGGUGAUGCGCGGCUGGCUGCAGCCGGCGCCGCCGGUGGCAGCGGUGCUGGAGGAGCGGCGGCGGUUGCAGAUGGCCCGCAUCUCGCAGCGCGUCGACCGGCCCAUCGGCACGGCGGCGGAGCUGGCAGGAGCGCACCGCAUGUUUGCCGGCGCCCUGCUCGUCGGCCUGCUGCCGUUUCCCUUUGAGGGCCGCGGGAGCGUGAAGGAGCAUGUCCUGAGCGAGGCGCUGCUGGAGGAGUUUGCAGAGUUUCUGGAUGCGGGCAGCAUCUACCGCACAGCGGUCGGCACCACCCGCGGCGGCGGCGGCGCCUGGGGCGUCAACCCCACGCUGCUGGCGCCCGGCACGCGCCGCUGGCAGCUGCACUACAGCAGCUGCCCGUUCCGCAGCUUCAUCCCGCUGGACCCAGCCAAGCACGCAGCGAUCGGCGCUGCCGGCCAGCCCAGGGAGGUGACAGAGGCCUGCCUGUCGGACCUGCAAGCGCUGCUCCAGGGCUACCAAGCCUGCCGCGCCAGCCGCCAGGUGGAGGUGCACUUCUCCUGCUGCAAUGCCCUGGCGCUAUGCUCCCGCCUGCGCGCCCAGCAGCAGCAGCAGGAGGAGGAGGAGGGGCAGCAGCAGGUGACAGGGGUGCGAUCGCUACCGAGCGGCAGCGCGCCGGGCAGCAGCGGGUUUGAUGUGGUCGACACCUCCAACCUGCCAGACCAUGUGGGCCUGCUGAACGUGCUGUCUCUCGCGGGGCCCCUCCUGCGCAGGACGCAGCACGCCAGGCUCUUCACCGGCCACAUGCUGUGGUCCACCGGCGCCCGCACGCUGCACGAAUACGUGCGCCUGGCCUGUGGGGCCGACCCCCAGCUCUUCCCCACCCUGCUGGGGCUGCGCCUCAUGAAUGACCCUCUGUACGGCCUGGCUCUGCCCCACAACCCCAUGACCUCAUACGGCCAGACCGAUGUGCAGGAUGUGCUGGAGUGGAUGCCGGCAGGCAUCGAGCCCGCCGCGCAGCCCACAGCAACCGGCAGCGACGGCAUCAGCGCCGCCCUGGUGGCCUGGGGCGACCUGUGCACCAGGCAAAGCAACAUCCCUCUCGACCGCUCUGGCCUGCGCUUCGGCAGCCUGCUCACGCUGCUGCACCUGGUGGCCGGCGCUGCGCGCAGGGUGCAGCCGCUGCUGCCGCCAGGUGGAGCGCCGCAGCAGCAGCCGGCGUGGCGCCAGCUGGCAGCCAGCCUGGCUGCGGCCUGCUCGCUGGAUGAGGUGUUCACCCUCCAGCUCCGCGCGCUGUGCUGCUGGGCGCUGCAGCAGCCGGGGCAGGCCCCGCCGCUGCUGGUGUCAGGCAGGGUGCCGCUGUCGGCUGCGUACAAGGAGCUGGCUCGUGAGGGCAGGACCCCGCUGCUCGGCGUGCACCUGGUCAGCCUGCCGUCCCGCCCCACCAUCCAGCACCUGCUGGCGACGGCGCAGCGUGCGGCCGCCGGCAGCCAGCAGGGCUCGCAUUUGCUGGAUGUGCUGGGCUUCGAUCUCUCCUUCCUGCUGCCGCCCGACCAUGGGCUGGGCGUGGAGGGAUCCCUCCUGACCAUCUUUGACUCGGCAGGGGGGGCAAAGCUGACAGCCGGGCCCGUGCCGCUGGCAAGCUUCGCCAUUACGCCCUACACCGUGUCGCCACCAGCAGCGCUGGCGGCCGGCCUGCGACGCCUGCUGCAGCAGGCCGGCGGCGAGCCCGUGGUAGCAGCAGGGAGCGUCGAAGGGGCCCGCGAGGCGGUCCAUGGCGGGGGUGUGGAGCUGAGCAGAGGGCUGGCGCUGCGCAAGCUGGCAGAGCAUGCCGACCGAUUCGAGGUUGAGCUUGUGGUGGAGGAGAAGCUGGGCGGUACCCUGACGUUGGCACAGCCUGCCGGGCUGCGGGCUUGCAUCUCCCUCCCGUGGCCGGUGGACAGCCUCACUGCCAGCAUCAAAGUGCGGCGCAGUGCCCGCACCAUCGCCGCCACCCUGGGCAAGCACCCGCUGUGGCUGCGCGACCGCGCCUGGCUGCCAAAGCUGGACGUCGACGGCCUGCCUGCCUGGGGCCGAGGCAAAGACGCAUCCAGCGCCCUGUCUUGCUUCAUGAGCUGCAUGUUCUCGCAUGCGGAGAUGGGUGCCAAGACCCAGGGCGUGACGCUGGGCGGCGGCGGCCUGCACGUGAUGUACGACGUGAAGGAGAGCCUGCAGGCGCUGUUUGUGCGCACUUACGAGGGCGCAGUGAUGCACAUGCUGCACAGCACCGCGGCCCGUGACCCCAAUGAGGCUGCCCUCUUCUUGGUGGUGCACGGCGGCGUGCGGCGCCUGCCCGACGGCCGCCCCCUGCUGCACGUAUCUUAUGUGGACCACGCCGCCGCAGAGCGCAUGUACCCAACUGAGAGGUCGCAGCAGGAGCCUGUCCGCAGGUUCUCCAAGAUCAUGCGCAGUGUGGUCGGCGCGCGCGGCCCGUCCAACACCAUCAACUGCACCCCCGACGAGCUGCGCCUCCUGCGCUUCCUGCUGGCCCGGAACGCCGCCUCCCUGCGCGUGCCUCGCUGGCAGGCCUCGCUGCUGGAGCUGCCCUCAGACUGGGAGGCCUCCUUUGUGGUGCCUGCCUUCUCGGACUUUGUGGCAGAGGGGGACCAGGGGGCGGCGCUGAUUGGCCAGCUCCCCAGCCUGACGGCACGAAUGAAGGGCCUGGACACGGGAGAGGGAGAGGUAGCUGGUGGCAGCGCUGGACAGGGAGGUGCCGCCCAGGCAGCCGCCACGCAGCACAAGGAGGCGGGCAAUGCGCUGUUCAAGCAGCGCAGGUACGGCGCGGCGGUGCAGCGGUACCAGCAGGGGGUGGAGACGCUGCAGGCUGUGCUGGCUGCAGGGCCCGCCGGCGGCAGCGCGGGCCAGCGCCAGCUGCUGACAGACCUGCUGAACAACCUCGGACUGACGCUGGUCAGGCAGGCGGAGGCCGAGCCCGCAGAGGCGGCACGCUGCCUGGCGGCUGCAGAGGCCGCCUGCACCGCGGCCCUGCAGCUGGAUGGCUCCAACAGCAAGGCCCUGUACCGCCGAGCGCUGGCCCUGCACAAGCAGGGCAAGACGGCAGCUGCGCAGCGUGACCUGAGCAGGCUGGGGUCAGAUGCGGGGGAUGCGGCGGUCGAGGCGCUGCGGCGGCAGGUGCGCGCGGCACGCGGCCCAACAGGAGGCCAGCAGGCUUGA